Messenger RNA from Triplophysa rosa, 835 nucleotides. Its product is annotated as vitelline membrane outer layer protein 1-like. NCBI's taxonomy places the organism in Eukaryota, Metazoa, Chordata, Actinopteri, Cypriniformes, Nemacheilidae. Bases 1 to 672 code for a protein of 223 amino acids. The transcript is spliced from 4 exons. The record is from RefSeq and is a predicted model, not a curated record.
AUGCGCAUCUCUCUCCUCCUGAGCUCUAGUGAAAGACAUCAGAGCGCUUCUGAAAUGUUCACGUUUAUUUCCCUGCUGCUUGUUUUGGGCUCGUGUGCGAGCGAACGGCUCUCAGGUGGACGGCUCGAGCGCAGCAUCAACAGGUUGUACCGCUCACGGCUGCAUGUGAAUAACGGCAUGCACAUGGGCUCGUGUGGGCUGAAGGACAUGUGUCCGGCGGGGACGUAUGCUGCAGGAUUCAGUCUGAAGAGGAAGGGGUUUUGGGCUGGUGAUGCCACGGGUCUUAAUGGGAUCCGUCUUCACUGCAUCAACCCUUUGAGGUGUUCACUGUGCCUGUAUGAAGACUACGCCACAGUUCAGUCUGACGCUGGGAGCUGGGGUCAAUGGACGGAUAUUAAAUGGUGCUCGGGUGGUUUUUUGACAUCUUUUCAGCUGAGAGUUGAACAGCAUCGGGGGGUCUGGGACGACACCGCAGCGAACAACAUCAGGUUUACCUGCAGUGGAACUGGACGGGUGCUGGAGGGCUCGGGAACAUGGUGGGGUGACUGGGGGAACUGGAGCGACAAGUGUCAGGGAAAAGGAAUCUGUGGGAUCAAGACAAAGGUGGAAGUACCGCAAGGAGUCAAAGACGACACGGCCCUCAAUGACGCGCGCAUGUAUUGCUGCGAUUAGAACCUGUGAUUACAAAAAACAGCAGAGAAUUCUCUUAUCCCUAAAGAGAACUUGAAAAAGUUACUUAAAACGAACAAUUGCAGACUGUAACUGGAGCACAUGAGGAUAAUUCAUUUACUUCUGUAGAACUGUUUGUUUGUUAUUAGGUCAAGUGCAUUUCUAG